GGAAGCUCAGCUUCAGCUGGAGUGACAUCUUGGGUGAGGAAUCCAGCUCCUCAGGCUUGGGUUUAACAGAGCUGAGCUGGCUGCUCGCACAGAACUUGUACUGGGUCUGGGACUGGGCAGGGAGAAACAGCUGGGAAAGGAAAUGAGGAUGAGGGCUUGGGCCAGUGUCCCCUAUGGAAUGUCAAACACUAUUAGGAUGCUGCAGGAAGAGCUUCAUCUGAGUUUAGAUUUGAGCUGGAUUCCUUUUUGCCUGUGGGGGCUGUGAGACCCACGGGGCUUUGGGAGCACAGUGGGUUUGAAGGCACUGGGCAAUGCCAUGGAAUGUCUUGGCUUUUCCAUGUCCUUGAGCUCUGUGGCUCUCGGGGGUUGGGCUGGUGGUCUGGGAAGCCAAGGAGAGUGUGCUGGUGGCUCCCAGAUCCUGAGGUGCAAACUUUCUGUACCUGAGUCUAAAAAAGGUGGUGGGGAAUUGCAGCUGCUCCAUCCUUGAGUCUCCUGUCAGCUUGGAAAGCCUUGAGCACAUUCUGCCUUUUCCCUGUUGAAAGCCGUAUCCCCUUGGAGUGUACCAUGGGGAAUUAAUGGAAUAGGGGCAGCAGGAUGGCCAGGAAGAGUUAUCUCCUAUUUCUGUACAUUGUACUCUUGUUUAGCACAUUCCAGGAAAGGGCAAAGUAGGGAAUUAAACACCAUUUCUCACAACCCCAGUGAGUGAUCUGCUCUGGAAAAGGAUCAGUGCUGACAAAGGAAACACUACUGGAUAUAUUUUAUGAGUUUUCUUCUAGCUAAGCUAUUUUUGAAAAGAAAUAUGUAAUAACUCAGGUGAUAUGACCAAAGUGAGAGUUUUACAUUCCUGCAAGGAAGAUCUGCUCUGGCAAACCUGGUAUGUGUCUGGUAACCCCAGAAAAGGCAAGGUUAGGGCAGGGAGAGGUUAACAGGGGAGUGCUGGGAGCGGAGCUCCUGGAGUGUUUGGCUGAAGGAAGGCAGUUUCCUUUCGAGUGAGAGGGGACAGAAACAAAGCUGGAAAUCUGGAAUCUGUAAUUAUUCUAUGGGUGAAAACAUCAACCAGCUCUGUUGGUGGCUGGAUCCAUGCAGGAAAGCUGGGAAACAAAGGUCUGAAGUGAGCUGAGGGUGUGUCAGAAGGGCUGUGCCAGAGAACGGGUGGGCAGGAUCCCUUAAAUUCUGAGAUUAAACCAAGGAGCAGCACUUUGGUUGGACACAGUUCUGUAGGAACAGCCAUAUCCUUGAAGUGCCUUUGGAUUUCUUUGGCUUUGUGGUUUUAUAAGUACAGGGGAAACGCCCCCUUGGAAAUAUCAGGAAGCUUUGCCAGGCUCCAGUUUGGUUGUGCUAGGCUGGGUGGUGAAGGAACAUCACUGAAUUCCAGGAUGUUGUGGGUUGGAGGGGACCUUAAAGCCCAUCCAGUUCCACCCUCUUCCAUAGGCAGGGACACCUUCCACUAUCUCAGGUUGCUCCAAGACCCAUCCAACCUGGCCUUGAAUUUAUCCAGGUUCCCUCUGCCCAGAAAGCAGAGCCACAUUGGGCAGAGCUCAUCAUCGACUGUGUUGGACACUCACGACAUGGACAGGAGUGGGACAGGAUCAGAGCUUGGAGACGUGUGUUGGAGAGAGGGAUCAGCCAUCCCAGUAGAGGAUAAUGCUGAACCAGGAGUAAAUGAAUCCCUGCAGAGCGUUUUCCAGGGAUGCUGUGGCUUCCUUGACUGCUGGCUUCAAGAAGAGGGUGACUGCCAAACCCAGUGAACAGAGCUUUUGGUGCUGCCUUUGGGUCACCUUCUAUGAAGACAAGAACUUCCUUGGCCGUUACUACGAGUGUGACAGUGACUGCCCCGAUUUCCACACCUACCUGAGCCGCUGCAACUCCAUCCGUGUGGAUGGAGGCACCUGGGUGGCCUACGAGAGGCCCAACUAUGCUGGGAACAUGUACGUGCUGACCCAUGGGGAGUAUCCCGACUACCACCACUGGAUGGGCCUCAACGACCGCCUGGGCUCCUGCAAAUACAUCCAGAUCCCGAGUGGAGGCCGAGGCCACAUCCAGGUGUUCGAGAAGGGAGAUUUUGGCGGGCAGAUGUUCGAAGCCACCGAAGAUUGCCCCUCCAUCAUGGAGGAGUGGCACAUGCGUGAGGUGCACGCCUGCAGGGUGCUGGAGGGCGUCUGGGUGUUCUACGAGCAUCCCAACUACCGGGGCCGGCAGUACGUGCUGCCCAAGGGGGAGUACCGCAAGCCCGUGGAGUGGGGAGCGGCCAGCCCCGCCGUCCAGUCCUUCCGCAGCAUCUCCGAGUGAGCCAGCCCCGUGAGAGGGCUGCACACCCCCCCAAUAAAGCAACUGAGUCGCUCAGC
This is a messenger RNA of Parus major (Great Tit), 2345 nucleotides long. It is a transcript of the gene CRYGS, whose product is annotated as crystallin gamma S. Lineage: Eukaryota; Metazoa; Chordata; Aves; Passeriformes; Paridae. Gene Ontology annotation, molecular function: structural constituent of eye lens. The record is from RefSeq and is a predicted model, not a curated record. Gene Ontology annotation, biological process: visual perception; lens development in camera-type eye. The transcript is spliced from 3 exons. Bases 1663 to 2289 code for a protein of 208 amino acids.